AUGAAUAAAAAAUACACAUUCGAAGACAGCAUGAACGCUAUGGAUAGAAAUGAAGCUUCAGAUCCUUGCAGUUCACAAUGGAUGCUGUUGUGGACAUAUGGAGCCUAUAUUCAGGAGAAGCCUACGAUUGAGGAGAAAAAAGCUUUAGAAAUCUUUUAUAAAACUAUUCCGGAUCUAUGUACAAAUAAAUGCUACAACACAUUCUUAACAAACUUCCCUCCAAAAGUGGAAACGAGAAGAAAAUUAAUGGGCUGGAUACAAACAGCCGAAAACUCAUGUAGAAUACAAAAUGGUUUAAAAACGAGACCAUUUAAUUAUAAAGAAUUGCUGAGGCGAUGGAGAUACCCAGAUGGGUAUUUGUAA
This is a messenger RNA of Theileria orientalis strain Shintoku, 363 nucleotides long. RefSeq lists its product as hypothetical. NCBI's taxonomy places the organism in Eukaryota, Apicomplexa, Aconoidasida, Piroplasmida, Theileriidae. The record is from RefSeq and is a predicted model, not a curated record. The transcript is spliced from 4 exons. Gene Ontology annotation, molecular function: thiol oxidase activity. Bases 1 to 363 code for a protein of 120 amino acids.